Molecule: messenger RNA, 384 nt
Organism: Staurois parvus
Lineage: Eukaryota; Metazoa; Chordata; Amphibia; Anura; Ranidae
Source: the annotation of a GenBank genome assembly
UCAGCUGUGUCCAAUCACAGCUGAUCACAUGUAAACACAGAAAUGCCGGGCACUGAUGAUCAGUGUGCCCUGAUGAUCAGUGUAGCCCCAGCAGUGCCACCUGUCAAAGCCCAUCAGUGCCAGCUGUCAGUGCCGAUCAGUGCCAAGUGCCAGUGCAUAUCAGUGCCACAUCAAUGCCGCAUACCAGUGCACAUCAAUGCCACAUAUCAGUGCCCAUCUGAGCUGCCUUUCAGUGUCAUCAUCAGUGCCAGUCAGUGCCACCUAUCAAUGCCAAUCAGUGCCACCUAUCAUUGCUGCCAAUCAGUGCCACAUAUCAGUGCCAGUCAGUGCCGCCUAUCAAUGCCAGUCAGUGCCGCCUAUCAGUGUGCAUCAGUUCCACCUAUC